Nestor notabilis (Kea) is the source of this 912-nucleotide messenger RNA. It is a transcript of the gene EPSTI1, whose product is annotated as epithelial stromal interaction 1 (breast). Bases 1 to 912 code for a protein of 303 amino acids. The record is from RefSeq and is a predicted model, not a curated record. The transcript has 10 exons. NCBI's taxonomy places the organism in Eukaryota, Metazoa, Chordata, Aves, Psittaciformes, Psittacidae.
AUGUCUGGAGUUAGAGGAUGGAGGAAUGGCAGCAGGUACAAGACGGCUGGUGCCUCCGGUACCCUGGCUUCCUCUCAGGAUUACCUCUGGGAUGGCAACAACAAAAGAGAGAAGGCUGAAAACCCCCAGAAGCCAACAACAUCUAAAGAGGAGCAAAGUGGCCAAGCAUCGGGCUACCAACAACAGCAAGAGCAGUAUGUUGGCCCUUAUGUCUUGAUAACUCCAAACAAAACCAGAAGAAACCAGCUGCAGCAAAUUGCUAAGAAAGAGCUGGAUGACUUGGAGCGAUUGAAGGAAGAGCACAGGCAAAGGCCAAUUAACAUGGUUCCACAGAUACUGGGUGGAAAGGAAUCAGAAGCUGAAGUAAGGCAAAAACAGCAAAUGAUGCUCAUGCAAUCAAAAUACCAGCAAAAGCUCAAGAGAGAAGAACAUAUAAAAGCGAAAAAGGAAGCUGAAGAAGAUGAAAUCCUGAAAAAGAAAGCCAUUCAGAGAGAAAAGGCAGAAAGACUUGAAAUAAAGAAAAGGCAGCAAGAAAUGCAAAGAAGAGAGAUGUUCCUUGAUGAUCAAUAUUACAAAACCAAUGGAUUAUUGAACAGAUUGGGCUUGGGUUUGCCAAAGAGUGAUUCUUGUCAGAUUGCUAAUCAUGGCCCAGAAUCUACAGCAUGGAUGAGAAGCCGUACUUAUAAGCAAGCUCUUCGAGAGGAUGAAAACAGAAGAUUAGAGGAAAUGAAGCAAGAACAACGGAGGAAGGCUGAAUUAAUGGAAUUUAAACAAAAGCAGAAAGAGGAAGACAGGAUGAGAGCACGUCAAGAUGAACAGAGGAGGGUAAAUAACGCUUUCCUGGACCGACUCCAGAACAAAACACAACCUACUAGCAUCGGCCAACCUGAAAAUUCUGGGAGCCUGGACUAA